AUGUCGUUGACUGAUCUAGUGGCUUCUGUAGCUUCCAAUGAAGCCACGGAGGAAACGAAGACUGGAGGGGAGCAGGCACCUAUUUUGGGAGCAGAUGUACCAGUAUCGUCACUAGAGAUGAGGACUCUAUGUCCCGAAACAUUCUUAUAUGGGGAACUGGCCAGGUUGCAUUUAGGCGAAAGGGCAGAGAUUGUUGCAUUGAUGCUUUUGAAUAAAGGCCGAUUGACGGUUUCGGAGUUGUCCCAGGGUAUUCCAGAGCUGUCUACCAAGAGUAUUAAAACUAUUUUGGUUAGUUUGAUCCAAUUGAGAUGCGUGAUGUAUCUGGAGGAAAAGUCGAUGUCUGGGCGUCAGAUGACGUACUACUACUUUAAUCGGGAGGGUUUUCAGUUGAUGCUGUAUGCUGGGGAUAUUGUUUCAGUUAUAGAAUCAUAUUUUGAAGAUGAGAGUGCGCGGAUCAUCGCGGUGCAGAUUGUUCAGAACGUACUUGCAUUGGGCUCCCUAGCGACAAAAGAUUACUUGAGCUCCAUGAAUAUGCCCGGCGUUCAUGUUUCUGAAAUUGUUGCGAUGUUUGUGAAGCUGGUAGAACUCGGUUUUCUUGUUCCGUUGUCAGCGGUGCAUUAUACACCUGUUGGAGACCUGUGGAGUGUUCUUUAUAAAAGAGAAUAUAAUGCAAUUCCGAAGACUUCAGUGCUUUCUGACGCAAAAAAGCGAGCGGAAGCGAAGGCGAAGACAAAGCAACAUUUUAGCAAGAUCCUGAAGAGCACUGAAUUCCGCUCUGUGUUGACUACAGAUCCGCAAACGUCUCUAAGAAAGGUGAAGGAAACAGUCCCGCUUACUUUUGACUUACAGCGUUAUAUGAAGAACAGGCGCUCAAGGCAUUUAGUCCAGCUUGCAAAAUCCCGGGUUGGAACUGUCCCAUCAAUAAUCUAUCAAACUGCAUUAAAAAUUACUGAAUUGCAUUCUCCUUCACUAUUUGAUCCUUUGUGCAAGACAGGUCUUCUACAGGAGCUAGAAGAGAAGAUAUCCAUUGAAGAAGAUAGAAAUCUUGAUGAUGAGAAAUUACCAGGAGUGACAUUUAAUGCGGUAGAUAUCUCUAGACACCUGCCUGAUAUAGAUCUACGUGGGUCAUUGGUAUCUGAACAGAGAACCUCUAAGAGGCCAACGCAGCAGUCUGAACCGCAGAAAAGAAUGAAGACUGAGGACGGCUUUGUCGUACCUCAAAAUCCUCUGCCACCUGUGCUUGAAGAAGCAGAAGAUUACGAUGAAGAUCAAAAUGAGUUGUUGAUGGCUGACGACAGUGCGUUAGAACCAAGAUCACUGGAACUCAUAAAUGGCCAUUUAAAACUGUUAGCUACAGCAUCUAUCCCCUUUUUGAUUGAGUCGAAGCCUGGUCUUUACUUUGUUCCAUAUUCCAAGAUUAUACCUUUGCUAAAGACAGCUGUAUACGAUUGCAUUAUUGCUUCAACUGUUGGUCCAUCUGCACAUAGGAUCCUACGUUGUGUACGGGACAAUAAUCUAGUUUCUGAAAAGGUAAUCAAUAAUACUGCUUUAAUGAAAGAAAGAGAUAUUAGGUCUGUUGUUGCAACACUUGUCAGAUACAAUGCCCUGGAAAUUGUGGAAGUACCGCGUACUGUAGAUAGAGCUGCAUCCAGGGCUGUGUUCUUAUUUAGAAUACAUGAGCAGCAUGCUUUUGAUUUCAUGAAGCAAAACUUAACUUGGAACAUUGCAAAUUCUAUUCAUAAAAUAGAGAUUCUUAAGGAAGAGAAUGCUACUUUACUAAAAAAGGCUCAGAGAGAGGACGUUAAGGGUAAAGAGGCUGAGCUACUGCUGCCUACGGAGUUAAACCAACUGAAGUUGGUUAAUGAACGUGAACUAAACAGUUACGCAAGAAGAAUCAGGCUUUUAUCUUUAUGGGAAGUAUUUACAAUGUUCUGA
Eremothecium sinecaudum is the source of this 1935-nucleotide messenger RNA. It is a transcript of the gene RPC82, whose product is annotated as DNA-directed RNA polymerase III subunit C82. Bases 1 to 1935 code for a protein of 644 amino acids. The record is from RefSeq and is a predicted model, not a curated record. Gene Ontology annotation, molecular function: single-stranded DNA binding. Gene Ontology annotation, cellular component: RNA polymerase III complex. The transcript has a single exon. Lineage: Eukaryota; Fungi; Ascomycota; Saccharomycetes; Saccharomycetales; Saccharomycetaceae. Gene Ontology annotation, biological process: DNA-templated transcription.